CUAACGGAUUUUUUCCACCUGGCAGGCCAACCACUGUGGGAAGCACAGUGACAGUGGCGUGUAAUGCCGGGUUUCAACCUCAGCCUGGUAAAGCUCAAACGAUAACCUGCUGGUCUGAUGGGCAAUGGGCACCGACACUCUACUACCCCUGUAUACCACAAACACCAACGAUGGCAUAUCUCCUCUCCAGGACAUCAGUUUUAGCACGCUUUCUUGUCUAUGAGCCAAUGACUUUGCGGUUCUGUGUGACAAACAACAACUCCAGCAGGCAGUACUGUAGUGGAACUUCGAAUGUCACCAUAAAUGGCCUCACUCCGCACACAGUAUACUCAUUGUCGGCCUACACAAAAACAGGCCACCUGCAGUCCCAGCAUACGGCUGCUGUGGCUCUGACGACCCGUGCUCUACCACCUCCGGCUCCAGUCAUCUAUUACAUAUCAGCAACAGCAACAUCAAUAACCUUCGGUUUCUUCCCGCUCACUGGAUACUUCGCCAUUGGCAGUUACUGCUGCAACUUUACAAGAACAUCGGUGUCAGGAAUACCUGGAUCGGGAGCAGCAACCAUUACAAUAUGCAGUGCGACCACAACUGUCCUGCUGAAGGGAGCUGAGGAAGAUGCUAUGUACAACGUGAUAGCAUUCGCCUACAAUACAGCUUCGGAUAGGGGAAAUAGCACAGCAAGUAAUGGUGUGACAACUAGAGCAGCAGUGCCAGCGGCUUUCCCAACAGGACUAAUAGUAUCCUCAACGAGCUACACAUCAGUCUCCAUCUCAUGGACGCCAAUCAGUAAUCCGUUUCUCCUCAAUGGGCGCCUUGUAGGUUACCACGUCCGAUAUGAAGAAGAAGGAACGGCUCUACCACCUCUCAAUGUUUAUUGGCCACAUGCCACACUGAGCAAUUUGAGGGCAGGCUAUACGUACAGCAUUCGCGUUGCAGCGAUCUCAACUGGCGGUAUUGGAUUGUAUGCUCCUCCUCUCAAUAGGACUACAAAUCAAUACUAUGCACCACCGCCAAUAAUUUCCAAUGUGGAGGUGCUGGCGACAAAGGUCACCGUGAACAUCUCUGCAAGCCCAGGAGAUUACCGUUUCUCCGAGUUCUGCUGUUACUUCACGAGGUAUUCCGUAUCUAAUAUACCAAAGUCCAACAGGUAUAAGGUGACGGUUUGUAACCGUACUAGUCCCAUUGUCUUCUCACCCGUUGAGGAGGAUGCCAGUUACGGUCACCCGCUGCUAUACUGUGUAGUAAGGGACACACUUCCACGUGACGGAUAUCUCACAAUUAUUCAAAACUUCACCACACCAGCAACAGCUCCACAAGUCGCCCCGUCAGAUAUACAAUUCAGGUCAAGCACAGCUACAACUGUCCGUAUCAGCUGGUCGGCCGUGGACCCAUACGAGUUAAAUGGAGUACUGGUGGGAUACAAUGUUACAUGCUGGCAAGGCACGAACCUGAUAACGUAUGUGCACACUACAACAGAGAACGCGAACGUGACUGGCUUGAAGUUCAACUCCAUGUAUAAAGUUUCAGUUGCAGCCAUCUCAUCAGGAGGGCUAGGUAUUUACUCAAAGUACACCCCUGUCACUACAUCACAGGAUGUUCCACCAACUCCAAAGGUCACAUCUAACUCAUCAACUCCAGCAACAAUUACUGUGGUGUUUGGCGCACUGACUGGUCGUUUCACAAUUCAUCGGUAUUGCUGUCUGUACCACCGUGAAAGAGUCUCCGGGACUCUAUCGCCAACAACCUCUACAACGGUUUGCAGUCAAGUCACAACCAUCAUACUGAAAAACCUGGAGGAGGAUGCAACGUACUCCAUAGAGGGGUUUGCCAACAACACUGACAUGGAGAUUAGCCCACAUACAACGCCAUUCAGUCUCGAAACUAAACCCGAAGGCCCAUCUGAGCCACCGGCAUCUGUGAGCGUCACGGAUGUCAACAGAACAUCACUCUCAGUGGUAUGGAAUGAAGUACCCUUGCUUGGUCGCAAUGGUCCAAUCACACACUAUCUGGUCAAGUACAACAACAGCCAUGACCGACGUGUUGGAAGUGAUCAGCUCUCACUCACACUGCAUCACCUUCAGCCCAACACAGACUACAACAUCAGUGUAUCGGCUAUAGGUCACGGAGGUCAAGAUGGCCCAGCCAGAAGUAGUGGCAUUAUCACAACACUUGAAGCUGGUCAGUACCGUAGCUGGUGGCGGAAUUGGUGUUGAAAUUCACCAUUAUCAUAAGCAGUGUUUAUGCAGGCUGAUCUGACUGGUA
Molecule: messenger RNA, 2262 nt
Organism: Sycon ciliatum
Lineage: Eukaryota; Metazoa; Porifera; Calcarea; Leucosolenida; Sycettidae
Product: receptor-type tyrosine-protein phosphatase F-like
Exons: 8
Coding region: 171-2213 (680 amino acids)
Biological process (GO): cell-cell adhesion
Molecular function (GO): protein binding
Source: RefSeq, a predicted model, not a curated record